This is a messenger RNA of Polyodon spathula (Mississippi paddlefish), 3224 nucleotides long. Its product is annotated as rod cGMP-specific 3',5'-cyclic phosphodiesterase subunit beta-like. Gene Ontology annotation, molecular function: protein binding; 3',5'-cyclic-nucleotide phosphodiesterase activity. Gene Ontology annotation, biological process: retina development in camera-type eye; signal transduction. NCBI's taxonomy places the organism in Eukaryota, Metazoa, Chordata, Actinopteri, Acipenseriformes, Polyodontidae. The record is from RefSeq and is a predicted model, not a curated record. The transcript has 22 exons. Bases 14 to 2584 code for a protein of 856 amino acids. Gene Ontology annotation, cellular component: photoreceptor outer segment membrane.
GCCAAAGUCAACAAUGAGCAUCAGCAAGGAAGAUGUGGAGAAGUUCCUUGAUGAAAACCUGUCUUUUGCCCAGCAGUACUUUGACAAAAAGCUCAGACCUGAGGCUAUUUCCAAUGUCCUAGGCAGGGCUGAGCCCCUGGUGGAUUUUGCAUCUUUCAGGGAACUCAGUCAGGUGGAGGAGAGCGAGAUUCUGUUUGAACUCAUUCGAGACAUGCAGGAAAGCAUCAAUAUGGAGAAAGUUGUCUUCAAGACGCUGAAGAGAAUCAGCUUCCUCAUCCAUGCAGACAGAUGCAGUCUCUUUAUGUACCGCCAAAGGAAUGGCAUAGCUGAGCUGGCCACCAGGCUCUUUAAUGUCAAUAAUGAUGCAAAUUUGGACGAUUGUCUGGUCCAGCCAGAUUCAGAAAUUGUCUUCCCUCUGGAUAUGGGCGUAGUAGGAAACGUUGCCCAAACCAAGAAAACCGUAAACAUCAAAGAUGUCAAAGAGUCCAGCCACUUCAGCUCUUUUGUGGAUACCCUCACAAACUAUGAAACAAAAAGCAUACUGGCUACUCCCAUCAUGAACGGCAAAGACAUUGUAGCAGUAAUCAUGGCUGUGAACAAGAUAGAGGGUUCUGGCUUCUCUCAGGAGGAUGAAGAUCUUUUUCUGAAGUAUUUAAAUUUUGCCUCAUUAAACCUCAAAAUCUACCACCUGAGUUACCUGCACAACUGUGAGACACGUAAAGGACAGGUCCUGUUGUGGUCUGCUAACAAGGUAUUUGAAGAGUUGACAGAUAUUGAGAGACAGUUUCACAAAGCCUUGUACACAGUGAGGGCAUACCUAAACUGUGACAGAUACUCAGUAGGGCUGCUGGACAUGACAAAGGAAAAGGAAUUCUUUGACCUGUGGCCUAUCCUAAUGGGUGAAGUUCCACCAUACUCCGGACCUCAGACACCAGAUGGGAGGGAAAUCAUCUUCUACAAAGUAAUUGACUAUAUUCUCCAUGGAAAAGAGGACAUUAAAGUUAUUCCGAAUCCUACACCAGAUCACUGGGCACUUGCUAGCGGACUACCUACAUAUGUUGCAGAAAGUGGUUUUAUCUGUAACCUUAUGAACGCACCUUCAGAAGAUAUGUUUAAAUUUCAGAGUGAACCGCUAGAUGACAGUGGUUGGACAAUCAAGAAUGUCCUGUCUUUGCCCAUCGUGAACAAGAAAGAAGAAAUUGUUGGUGUGGCCACUUUCUACAACAGGAAAGAUGGCAAGCCAUUUGAUGAACAGGAUGAAACACUCAUGGAGUCUCUUACUCAGUUCCUCGGCUGGUCAGUACUCAACACAGACACUUACGACAAGAUGAACAGGCUGGAGAAUCGUAAAGACAUUGCUCAAGACAUGGUGCUCUACCAUGUGAAAUGCCGCAAUGAUGAAAUCCAAAAUAUUUUGAAAACAAGAGAGGUCUAUGGAAAAGAGCCUUCAGAAUGUGAGGAGGAUGAACUUGCCAGCAUCCUGAAAAAGGAACUUCCCGGACCUACCAAAUUUGAGAUUUACGAGUUUCACUUCUCAGACUUUGACUGCACAGAACUGGACUUGGUCAAGUGUGGUAUCCAGAUGUACUACGAGGUCGGGGUGGUGAAAAAGUUUCAAAUUCCUCAAGAGGUGUUGGUGAGGUUUAUGUACUCAGUGAGUAAAGGUUACAGGAAGAUCACCUACCACAACUGGCGCCAUGGUUUCAAUGUUGGACAAACCAUGUUCACUUUACUAACAACUGGGAAGCUGAAGCGGUAUUACACAGAUUUGGAGGUUAUGGCUAUGAUUACAGCUGGUUUCUUGCAUGAUAUCGAUCACAGAGGAACUAACAACCUGUACCAGAUGAAAUCUCAAAACCCACUGGCAAAACUUCACGGGUCAUCAAUACUAGAGCGGCACCAUUUGGAAUUUGGCAAAUUUUUGCUUUCAGAAGAGAGUUUAAACAUUUACCAAAACCUGAAUAGGAGGCAGAUGGACCAUGUGAUUCAUCUCAUGGAUAUUGCCAUUAUUGCAACUGACUUGGCACUUUACUUCAAAAAACGAACAAUGUUCCAGAAGAUUGUAGAUUUGUCCAAAACAUAUGAAGAUGACAACAAAUGGGUCGAGUUCCUGUCAUUGGAGACCACCAGGAAAGAGAUUGUAAUGGCCAUGAUGAUGACAGCAUGCGACUUAUCUGCUAUUACAAAACCUUGGGAGGUCCAGAGUAAGGUCGCGCUUUCAGUAGCAGCAGAAUUCUGGGAACAGGGUGACUUGGAAAGAACUGUUUUAGAUCAGCAGCCCAUUCCUAUGAUGGAUAGAAACAAGGCAGCAGAACUCCCAAAGCUACAGUGUGGUUUCAUCGACUUUGUCUGCACGUUUGUGUAUAAGGAGUUCUCCCGUUUCCACGAGGCAAUUCUGCCUAUGUAUGAUGGCCUGCUGAACAACAGAAAAGAGUGGAAAGCACUGGCUGAGGUUUACGAUGAGAAAAUGAAGGCCAUUGAAGAAGAGAAGAAAAAGAAAGAAGAGGCCGAGGCAGCAAAAGCACAAGCUGCGGCAGGAGGUGGUGGGGGAGGAACACAGUCAAAGACCUGCUCAAUAUGCUAAACCGGGCUGCUCUCUGGGGUAUACAGGCCUUCCCCAGCACAAUAAAGACCUAAACCCUCAAACUGAAUGAAUCAGGGAAACUUACUCACUGCAAGCUGCAGGACCUGCUCCAGAACCCUGUGGGGGAUCCGUUAGAAUUAUGGCAGCCAAGAUGGCACUUAAAGCAUCACACCAGACACCCUCGGUUUACAUUUUUAUCAGUACUUUUUUCCAUUUAAGAUGAAGGAGGAAGGUGGGUGCCAUGACAAGAGCUUUAGAAACUAAAGGAUUUAUUUAUUUAAUGUGUACUUUCCCUAGCUGUUCAAUUUACUCAAAUGUCACAACCUACCUGUCAAGGACGAGACCUCUCAGAAUGAAACUUGUGGUUACUAAUGAAGAUUUGCCAGCUCACUGGCAUUUGCAAGUUUGUAAUUACAAUAGAGUUAGAAAUCCACGCUUUCAAGUAAAACCUGUACACUGAAAUUAUAACAAUUCUCAGCAGCACCAAAUUUGAAGUAGUUUACAGUCAAAGUGGUUAGUCUCUUGGCUAAAUCAAUAAGCAGGAAUUACUGUGGUUUUACCUUUUCAGACUUUUUUCUAUUUAUCCCAAAUUGCUCUUCUGCUGAUGCAGGCUACACAUCAUAAUCAUGCAGAAACUUGA